Cylicocyclus nassatus is the source of this 2823-nucleotide messenger RNA. NCBI's taxonomy places the organism in Eukaryota, Metazoa, Nematoda, Chromadorea, Rhabditida, Strongylidae. The record is from the annotation of a GenBank genome assembly.
AAAAAUUUCAUACAUCUCUUUUUGGAGGACUGACGCUCAUGGGCGAAGCUAGGUGGAAACAGCUCAAAAAAUGGAAAGCAUUCCAGCGUGGCUCAUGUAUUCACCGAAGCGUUACGAAGCAUGUCAGGAAUCAUAUGUUUUGCACGAAAGGCCAUCGUCAGCCAUGUUGCGUGCGAGCAGCGAUUCAGAAGACAGUGAAGAGGACAGUGACGCUGAAUUCCUUGUUCAUCCGAUUCUUCGCAGUCUUAUCAAAUCAAAGUCCGCAUAUUCGAUGCCGAAAAAUAUGCCACGACUGAAAACGAGCAAAACGGCUUUUGAGAUUAACAUUUCUAAAAUGUGGGAAUCAACGACCGACGAUGAAGCUCCGGUUGCGAAUUUCACUCCCGAUUUGGACAUCAAAUGGCCAGAGCCGGAUCCUGUUUCACCAGUAAUGACUCGGGAUCCUUCUCCGGGAAGAAAGUCGUCCUGUUGGUCUAGUCCUCCCAACAUUUAUGUAGACGAAGUAUCCGUUCCAGUUUCUCCUUUAGAGCGUUCGGAAUGCUGGUCGGCACCAGAAUGUCUUAAUGCUGAUGAGGACAGCGAAGAUGAGCCGAUCGGAGCCGAACGAGAACCACCGCAAAGAGCUUGUUCGUGCUGUGAAAUCGACGUCGGCAGCCAUGAAUCCACGGCAUUUUCGGGCAGCUACCCGGUAAUUGACACCGCUCACCAAGUACCUUCGCUGUGCUCCAUUCGGCUUCCAUCUAGCAGCGAUACGUCCGCUGCUAGUCCAUCACCACCUAGACCGCUUUCGCCAGUGCUUGGAAAACCUCAGCAUCGUGCAGCUCGUAUUACUGGGUCGCGUUCCAUGCAACUGAGACCGCGUCCGGAGUUUUCCACCUUUGUCGAUAAUUCCACUUCUGACGAUGACUCACCGCAGCAGGACCCAUGGCCGCAGCAAGAGGUUUGGCCGGAAGAGGACAUGAUGCGACGUUCGAUGCGAACUGGCUGGACGGCUAACGAUACCGUGGCCGUGAUGCCUCGGUCGCACUCGUCCCAAGUUGGCGCCAACUUCGGCUCCGGUAACACCCAGCCGAACCCGAUGAGGGAAAGCCGAUCCGUGCACGCACAGCUUCGAUUCACUCCUUGCGAACAUGACGGCUGCACUCGACCACGACUCGAUGAGACCGAGAGGCGGGAUCUGAUCACUAGGUCUGCGUGGAUUGACCGAGGAAGCAGCAUUCAUCUGCAGAAUCGAGCCGAUGCGCAUAGAGCUCCGUUCGACCGCUGCGAGAGUCAGUCGAGCUUCCGAGUAGAACCUGAAUGUUAUGAUAAUAUGCGUCGUUCGUACACCACCGAGGAACUGAAGCGGGAACGACGACGAUUACCCAAGAGGCCUGACGCUCAUCCUUAUCCAAACGAAAUACCGGCAUCGAUUUCGUUACACGGCUAUGCUCUUCAAGAAAUCCCAAUCGAGAAUUUGCCAGGAAAUGCUUCACCACGAGAAGCCCAAUGCUGUCCGUCAAUGGCUGUGCCUCGCGAUCUUGGCAACCUGCCAGUUGUCGGCGAGCAGCAUCUCCACAGUAAGCCGGACGAGUACGAACUUCCAACACCAGUGACAUUGAAUCCAUCAUCGUUUCUGACGGGUCGACGUCUUCCACUUCUUCCGGUGUCUUUACGUUAUCAAACGAUGUCUUUGCCACAUCAAACAGUGCCAAAUCCUCAGGAGAGUCACACAUUAUGCUUCAUCGAUGGCAUGUCCGAUUCGGUAAUGGGACGAAGCGCCUUUGAGGACUCAUACUAUGAGGAAGAUGGCAUCAAUGGCAAUCAGCAUGUGAAGCAGAGAAAAUCUUUCUUCUCUCCAGACGACUCUAGCGGCAUCUCAUCAUGCACAACAUCCGAUAGCCUCAAUCCUACGCACAGAGCCCAGUCGGCUUUCAUUCCGAGACAUUCUGAUGAAGUUUUGCUCGAUAUUGGAGAUGCUAUUCAUGUGGAUCGAACAUGCGAGGAUCACUGGUGUUACGGAACAAAUCUCAGAACGGGUAUGUCUGGAAUCUUUCCUUCAGCAGUGGUCUGCGAAAUCGACAUAGUCGAAGAAAUUUGCAUGGGAGCUCUUCCAUCAAAUGCAAACAAAGUGACAGAAUCUGAGCGAGAUACGUUCUACCUGACAAUGUUAGCCUCAAUCGAGGUAGGCCAUCACAAAGGAAACGACGUUUUGGUGCAGGCUAUGAACAAGGUUCUGUCCAUGUACAAAAACGCUGAGGAAGUGAUUGUUCCACAAACUGUGCUUAUGGAAGUCUCAUUUCGUGGCAUACAUGUAAUCGACAAACGACGAAAAAACUUCUUUCAAUGUCCCACUUUCGACUUCUUCUACAGUCUGCAAAAUAUAAGCUUCUGCGGUGCACAUCCGAAACAGUUGAAAUAUUUUGGAUUUAUUACGAAGCAUCCGUUAUUGCCUCGAUUUGCGUGCCAUGUGUUCUUGUCUAGUCAAUCAACACAACCAAUUGUGGAAUCUAUCGGGAGAGCUUUCAAGCGAUCUUACGACGAAUACAUGGCCUUUGCACAUCCUACUGAGGACAUUUAUCUGGAGUGAAAUUUUGACUCUUAUAUCUAUUAAUCCACACAGUAACAUUUGAGUGACAUGGUCACAUUGUGCUAGGGUCAUUUUCUUCCUCGCUACGCCAUAGCGAUCUCAAAUUUUUUGUUACGAGUACCAAGAAUGUUUUUUGAAAGAGGAGACGCAUUGUUUCAACUUAUCUUUCCUUUGUUAUCUGUGGUUUUUCUUUUGCAUGCUCUGUCGUUGGUUUGUUUGAUAAAGGUAGAAUGGGUAUGUCUGUGGAAUAAACG